GAAGGGUUUUGACAACAUUGUCACAUUUUCCAGCUGAAAAGUUUUUACGAGUUGGAAAGAGAAAGCUAUUUUUAUAUGAAGGUUGACCCAGGAGGGUUCAAAGAGGAAGCAAUACUUCUGAAAAUGGGGAAGGAGCUGAGCGGCGGCGAAUCCCGUUCAAAAACUGAAAGCAUGGACCCAUUGACGCAGAUGUCAUCGGAGCAGAAAAGCAACGAGAAACUGCUGAGGAUUAUAGACGACCAGGCGAGGCAAAUCCGAGAACUCAAAGGCCAGACGGCUAAAAUUGACAGCCUGACCGCCCAAGUAACUCGUCUAGUAAGUUCGAAAGAAUCCCCCAAAGAACGGACCAACAGCCGAAAGAGACCGCUACGUGUUGUCUAAGAUGCAACAAAUUCCUCGAAGACCUUUGAAGUAAACGCAGAUCCAAGAUCCGUGAUGAGUCGUCUUGGGUUACCGAGCAUCGCGAACAUUUCAGUUAACAUUUGAAUUACGUAUUUUGCAGAUGUAUCAGGAACUGCUUUUAAAUACACAAAUUUCGAAAAG
This is a messenger RNA of Acanthoscelides obtectus, 543 nucleotides long. Lineage: Eukaryota; Metazoa; Arthropoda; Insecta; Coleoptera; Chrysomelidae. The record is from the annotation of a GenBank genome assembly.